Messenger RNA from Sebastes umbrosus (honeycomb rockfish), 2688 nucleotides. Its product is annotated as RCC1 and BTB domain-containing protein 1-like. Lineage: Eukaryota; Metazoa; Chordata; Actinopteri; Perciformes; Sebastidae. Gene Ontology annotation, molecular function: protein binding. The record is from RefSeq and is a predicted model, not a curated record. The coding region runs from base 242 to 1837 and encodes 531 amino acids. The transcript has 12 exons.
GAUCACGUGACAUUUUUUUCUCCUCACUUCCGCAAAUAAGCUUCAGUCAGCAGCAGCAGCAGCAGCAGCAGCAGCUGUGUGUGGCAGCUUCAUCCAGCUAUACCGACCAGAAACACACCUACACUAACAGUCACAGCAGCGACUGCAGCGCUGGAAACCCUGCGUCCCCACACCCUCCUCCUCCUCCCCCUGUCACCCUGCCCUGCCUUUGGCUUGAGGUGCAUCCCUUCACCCCGCCGCCAUGGUGGAUGUAACCAAAUGGCCCGUUUUCAGCCUGAUGGGGCCCCAGGAGCUCGCCACGAUACGGAAAGCAUGCGUGUUUGGAACGUCUGCUAAUGAGGCCAUCUACAUCACCAAAGAUGAUGAGGUGUACGUGUUUGGGUUGAACUGCAGUAACUGCCUGGGAACAGGGGACAGCCAGAGCACCAUUGUACCCAAGAAGCUGGACUUUCUGAGCGGGAGGAAGGUGUCGAGCCUGAGCUACGGCAGCGGACCCCACAUCCUGCUGGCCACGGAGGAUGGAGAGUUAUUCGCCUGGGGUCACAAUGGUUACAGCCAACUUGGAAACGGGACAACCAACCAAGGAGUAGCUCCAGUGCUCGUGUCUGCCAACCUGCUCAAUAGGAAGGUCACAGAGGUGGCCUGUGGCUCUCACCACUCAAUGGCUCUGACUGACUCAGGAGAAGUGUAUGCAUGGGGCUACAACAACUGUGGUCAGGUGGGUUCGGGCUCCACAGCGAACCAGCCCACACCCCGCAGAGUGUCCAGCUGCCUGCAGAACAAAGUGGCUGUCAGUAUCGUCUGUGGGCAGACCUCGUCUCUGGCAGUAGUGGAUAACGGAGAGGUGUACGGUUGGGGCUACAAUGGGAACGGACAGCUUGGACUUGGAAAUAAUGGGAACCAGCUCACUCCCUGUCGCCUUGUAGCUCUGCUGGGUCUGUGUGUGCAACAGAUUGUCUCAGGCUAUGCCCACUCCCUGGCACUAACAGACGAGGGGCUGCUGUACACUUGGGGUGCCAACACAUAUGGACAACUGGGCACCGGCAACAAGAGCAACCAGCUGAGCCCAGUUCAGAUCAUGGCUGAGAAAGAGAGGAUCGUGGAGAUCGCUGCCUGUCACUCCUCACAUACAUCAGCUGCUAAGACUCAGAGCGGUCAGGUGUACAUGUGGGGCCAGUGCAGGGGCCAGUCUAUAGUGCUGCCUCACCUCACGCACUUCAGCUGCACCGACGACGUCUUUGCAUGCUUCGCCACCCCCUCCGUUAUGUGGAGGCUUCUCUCCAUGGAGCAUGAUGACUUCUUGACCGUGGCUCAGUCUCUGAAGAAAGAGUUUGACAACCCGGAGACAGCUGACCUCAAGUUCUGCAUUGACGGCAAAUAUAUCUAUGUCCACAAAGCAGUUCUCAAAAUCAGGUGUGAACACUUCAGAUCCAUGUUCCAGUCGCACUGGAAUGAAGACAUGAAGGAGGUGAUUGAAAUAGACCAGUUCUCCUACCCGGUGUACCGCUCCUUCCUAGAGUUCCUUUACACCGACAACGUGGAGUUGCCUCCUGAGGAUGCUAUUGGGCUGCUUGACCUGGCCACGUCGUACUGUGAGAACCGCCUGAAACGUCUGUGUCAACAUAUUAUAAAGAGGGGAAUCACCGUUGAGAACGCCUUCUCCCUGCUGUCUGCUGCUGUGCGCUACGAUGCUGAGGACCUGGAAGAGUUCUGCUUUAAGUUCUGUGUGAAUCACCUGACCGAGGUGACCCAGACCGCCGUUUUCUGGCAGAUCGACGGAAACCUGCUCAAAGAUUUCAUAUGUCGAGCCAGCCGCUGCGGAGCCUUCAAAAACUGACCUCAACCCGAGAUCCUUAUGGGCAGAGAUGCUGAGGAUUGCUGUGUCUGACUCAAGGAGUAACUUCUCAGAGGAUUUUAUCACUCCCUGUCGACUCCACGAACAUUCACUGACGGGUGGUCACACAAACUUUAUAUCUUUAUCACCAUCGCUGUCAAAUCUGUUAUUCAUCUCAUUCCAGACUAGAUCCAGUGUGUUCAUUACGUGAGCUAUUCUGAAACUACACGGCUGAGCUGAUACAGUCCAGUUACAGUAGUUGUUUGCCACAGUGCCUGACUGCUGAUUUGUUUACACAUAUUGUGUAAAGCAGGACUUGAAACGCACUGAGAGGCAUACUAUCGCUUGACCAAGCUGUUUCUAUUCCCGCUCGUCGCCUGAUAUCACUUUACUUUUUUUAUUAUACUGCGUAAUUGACCAUGUUACUUUUUUAGCGUUUGCACUUGUUUGAAAUAGGAUUUUGUUCUUCUUCACUAGAAGACCGCAUCAUAGUUUGGAUGCGCCAUCUGGAAUCGUGGUUUUGAAGUUGAGGUAUGAGGCUCUUUGCACUUUCAGAUGUCAGGACAGAACACAUAUUUUGAAGACUGGACGCUGACCUAAACAGACUAAAAAAAAGCUUGAAUCUGCUUUCUUGAUAUGUCGAACUCCAGUCAGCAGUUUUUAGUCCUAGUGGCUUUUGUCUAAUGCCUAGUUCACACUACACAUUAGCCCUGAUUUUCCGCUACCUGACAGUUUUGAGCACCCCGACAAAAGCCCCAGAUCAGAGGCAAAUCGGGGUUGGCUCGCCGAGGCUCCCCGAUGCCUCGCAGACACAUUCCAGAUAUCUAGCAUGCUAAAUAUCAAUAUAAUAGGAA